CAUCACGUGUAGCGGACGGAGCGCCUCAAAUACGAGCGCAGAGGCCCGCCCCCUUAGUGGCCCCCUGGCCUCGUUGUGGCUUCCUUCUUCUCUGGCAAGCGCCUGCGGGUGCUGUUUCCGCUUGCAGCCGUACUCCAUGGAGGAGGGAACCGGCCCCGAAAGAGAACCUUUGCUGCCGCCACCGGCAGCUCCCGACUGUGACCGAGGGUUGGGUCGCCUCUACUCAGGCAGGGACACCACUGCCCCACGGGACGACGGAAACUGCGGCGGGUCCGCGGCCUCCUUGUCUUGCCCUGUCGGGAACGUUGCUGAUUAUCACAAUCUCUACUUCAACCAAGCAGUAGUAUUCAUUGAAGAUGCAAUUCAGUAUCGUUCCAUAAAUCACCGUGUGGACUCUAACUCCUUGUGGCUUUAUCGGUGGUAUUACUCAGAAGUUUGCCAAUGGAUUUUGAUUGCCACCAUUACACUAAUCCUGGCUCUUGCUUUCAUCGAGAGCCCUUCUUCACUUACUGUCACGUCAGAUGUACGAUACCGCGCAGAAGCCUGGGAGCCUCCUUGUGGCCUGACUGAGAGCAUUGAAUUGCUUUGCUUCCUUGUCUUUAUAGUGGAUGUCUCUGUAAAGAGCUACCUAAUAGGAUGGGAAGAAUUUCAGAAAACCAAGUGGUUGAUGGCCUAUAUCCUGGUGCUGCUAGCCUCCCUUGCAGACUGGACUAUUUCACUGAGCUCUUCCUGUGGUGAGAAUCUGAGAGUAAGACGAAUCCUUCGACCUUUCUUCCUCCUCCAGAACUCUUCAAUGAUGAAAAAGACACUAAAAAGUAUCAAGAGGACAUUGCCAGAAAUUACAAGUGUUAUGCUGCUAUUAGCUGUUCACCUGUUUCUCUUUACCAUGUUUGGCAUGUUGCUGUUUGCUCGAACAAAGGAUGGUCAGCAGGACAAGGAAUGGCAAGGAUAUUUUCACAACUUGCCAGAUUCAUUAACUUCAUUGCUGGUACUGCUGACAACAGCAAAUAAUCCAGACGUGAUGAUUCCUGCCUAUUCUAAGAAUCGAGCAUAUUGCAUCUUCUUUAUAUUCUUCACUGCAAUAGGGAACUUAUUUCUGAUGAACUUGCUGACAGCAAUAAUAUACAAUCAGUUUCGUGGAUAUCUUCUGAAAUCGGUUCAGUCCUCACUUUUCCGAAGACGUUUAGGAAUCCGGGCUGCAUUUGAAGUUCUUUGCUCUCUGAAAGAGACUUCUAUCAAUAAGAAUGUCUUGUGUGUCCAAUCUGAGACCUUAGUUCAAGUACUUCAGAAAGUAAAAAUGGAUUCUGAUUGCAAGGAAGCAAUCAUUGGGAACCUUGAGGCGUAUCCCCCAGGAGGGCUGUCUGCUGCUCAGUUUCAGACACUCUUUGAUGAACUUGACAAACACAAAGUUAAAGAGCGUCCUCCCAGGCCAGAUUAUCAGUCGCCUUUUCUACGGAGAGUUCAAUUUGUCUUUGGUCAUCGCUACUUUGGGUAUUUAGGGAAUGCUGUUGCUCUAGCAAACAUUUGCUGUGUGUGCGUGAUCAUGGUAAUAGAUGCAGAUAAGCCACCAGCUGCACGGGAUGACUUCUUUUUAGGGGUUAUAAACUGUUUCUUCAUUUUCUACUACCUUCUGGAAAUGUCGUUGAAACUGCUAGCUCUGGGAUUAAAAAGAUAUUUAUCUUACCCAAGCAACAUAUUUGAUGGACUUCUGACUCUGGUUCUGAUGGUUUUGGAAGUGUCAACUUUUGCUGUGUAUGGAUUUCCUCAUCUGGGCUGGAAACCUGAAAUGUUGGGCUUGCUGUCUCUAUGGGACAUGGUUCGUCUAGCAAACAUGCUUAUAGUGUUCAGAUUUCUGCGGAUCAUCCCCAAUAUAAAGUUCAUGUCUUUAGUUGCCAGUACAUUGCUAGAUCUUGUGAAAAAUAUAAGAGCCUUUGCAGGGAUCUUGGUGGUGGUUUUCUAUACGUUUGCAAUAGCAGGGAUGGAACUGUUUAGGGGUGCCAUUGUUCCCAUGGGCAAUACCAGUGUUGCCAACAUGACAACUGGAAAUGCCACUUUCCAGUGUGGCACAUUUGAACAGUUGCAGUAUUGGCCAAACAAUUUUGAUGACUUUGCUGCAUCACUAGUGACUCUAUGGGAUGUAAUGGUUGUGAACAACUGGCAGGUUUUCCUGGAUGCGUAUUCCAGAUACUCAUCUCCAUGGUCAAAAUUAUACUUUGUCACCUGGUGGCUGAUUUCCUCUGUCAUCUGGGUCAAUCUGUUCAUUGCCUUACUUCUGGAGAAUUUUAUUCAUAAAUGGGAUCGUCUCUGCCAUCGGCCAUCUCUCUCAGAAGUUGAAUAUCAGAUGACAGUGGAACUCAUGUUCAGGGAUGUUUUGGAAGAACCUACAGAAGAAGAGCUAAUUGAAAAACUUCACCAACAUCCACAUAUGCAUCUGUGUAGAUGACCCAGGUGGAAACAGCAGUUUAUCCUAGUUAGGCCUGCAUGCAGGUUUUAUAGCAGAAGAAUGUAUUGGAAACCUUUCCAAAAGGAGUGCUAUAUUUUUUAUUUUAUUUUUGAUUGUUGCCUUUAGUACACUGUCUUUAAAGGCUAGCAUUGGCUCAUUGAAAACAUUUUUUAAAUCUUAAUUUGAUUUUAUUUUAAGUUUACUUUUAUGAAAUGGUGCUGUCACAUUAAAAAUAUGGGACUAUGGUGCUGUCACUAUGGAAAUCUGGGAAGUAAUGUGACAGCAGUUAACUAUUUUUAAGAAGAAAAAUAUAUUGAUGACAUUGCACUUUAAAAAUGGAAACUGUGGAAGAUGUAUAAUUGAUAUGCUGGUUGUUGCUAGCAUUUGAAAAACAAAAACAUAAACCCUGUAAAUAGCUGAGCUUCCUGUUCUCUUACAUGUGUUGUGUGAUGUGCCAAGGACAGUGCCUUAAUACUGGGAAAGGUUUUGGGGAAAUGGUUUCUUUUUAGUAAGUAUGGAAAUACUUAAUGCAAAAUCUGAGGAUUAAAACAAGAGGCCAGUGUCCUGGUAAUUCAUUUACAAUAUCAUAUGUUCCAAAGGAUUAUCAUAUGUUCCAAAGGAUCAUAUCUAUGUUAAAAUGAAGACUAAUAGAGUGCUUGUAUAUAAUGUUGGUCUGCAUCUUCAUAGCACUUCUGUUCAAGUAGUACUUGUACCUGUCACUGGGCUACUCUGAAGUGGUUUGAGGAUUGCAGAUCUGCUUUCUUCAUUUUAAAUAAAUAUUCUACAUUUUCUACACAUACCUUAUUGAAAUGAUGGACAGUUUCACCAGAGCUGAGCUUGAUGAACUGAGCCUCUUUUUUUAUAUGUAUGUGUAUAUAUUUAUAUGCCUUGAUGCAAUAAGGGAGAUAUAUAAACAGAAGCAGGCUUCUAUCCCCGUAUGCCAUUGCUGGUUUGGGAGCCGCACAGGCAGAUUAGAUGCACAUCCUGAGAGAACAUCUGCAUUGCAUUGCAGAUUCCAUGAGGAUGCACCUCAUUCUUGCAGCAUGGAAGGGAAUGCCCAUCCUGAUUUGCUAUCUUAGGCCACCAACUGAUAUGUGCAACACCUUGUGAAGCAUGAUAGUAUCUGUACUGGAGCCACUGUAGUGAUUAUAUAUGAGAAGAAUCACCCCUUUUUUCUUAGGAGCUUUCCUUGCCCACAUUCAUAAAAUUGUAAUACUGCAGAGCAUAUAUUCUGUGCAUAUGGACCAGUCUCAAUUGUGUUCUGCUAAAGUUUUGACACUAUCAACAUUAUCAAUCUUUUUUGUCUCCAGGUUUGGUUUUUGCUAGAAAGUUAGCAAACUAAGCCUUACUUAGAGUAGACCCAUUGAAAUUAAUGAUCCUAAGAUAGUCAUGUCCAUUAACUUCAAAGGGUCUACUCUGAGUAGGACUAACAUUGACUACCAUCCUUAUAUAAAAGAUCUUGCGGUUCUUGAGAGCUGUAACUUCCGUAUGUUGUCAUGCUUAUGAAGACUGGUGCUGUUGAGAUACACUGAAGUUAUUGCCAGUGUGAAAUGAAACUUCUAGACAGACUAUUGAUAUCUGGACUGUUGUGUCCAGACAAAGAUAAAACUGGCUCCAGUUUUAUAUUUUUAAAAUGAGAAUUCAAGGGUGUUGUGCUGUUUUAAAAAAAAGUGCAGUAGUAAAAUCUCAGUACUUUUAAUAGUAAUAUUAGUCAUUGUCCAUGUCCAUUUAUAUCGGCCAUUUUAACAGAAUUCUUUUAUACAGGAAUGAGUUGUGGUUUCAUCAUUUAUCGUGUGCAAGACCUCGGUACACGAGUCCCUGAAAAAUUGCUAAAAAUAAAGUUAGUUUUAGUGGCAAAAAUAGUUCAUUACACUAUGAUUAAGAUAGCAAAUAUGUCAAUACAUUCUGGAGAAUAUCUAUGCCUUGAUUAGGGGAUCUGUGUUAUCUAAUCCAGCAAAUUGCUUCUCAUAUCCAUUCUUAUGAUUAAUUUAGUCAACAAAAGUUAUUAAAUAACCAUUUUCUCUUAUUUCCAUCAUUAGGCCUCUGUUGCCCUUUUUUUCUGUUCUUCUUGUGAAUUUUCUUUAUAAUCCUGGCAAGUAAAUUCUAGGUCUGUAAGCAGUUUAUCCUAAGUAACUCCCUUGGCCAUUGCAAUACUUAAUCUUUAAUUUUGUAAAAAUGUGUAUUGAGGUGCUACUAUUUUUUCCUGUGUGUAUUCUUGAGGGUUUAGUAACUGGAGAUGCCAAUUGUUCCUCCUGUUGCCAGCCUGGAGGAGGUAAAAAGGUGUGUAGAAAAUAGUACUAUGGUAUCAGAAUGUGUUAGGGUGCGAUGCAAGAUAUGGAAUUGGAUGCAUUAGCAUUCCAUCCUUGCUCCUCUAAAUGGCCUAUCAGGAAAACAGUCACUGUCUUUGCAAUUGAAGAGCAAAGAUAAAUUGAGCUGUAAAAAGCAGCCAUGGAGAAUGAUUACUGUGUAGCAAUUUCAUUUGCUGAAAUAUGCACGUUCCAUUAUACUAGUACUGGGAUUAUUCCUCUCUUGGCAUCAGUAGAGUUCUUUGAGUACAACUUACAUUUUUGGUACAAUCACAUGGUAGAAUCCUUUCAGGACUGUACCACUUCAGGCUGCACAUCAAGAACUGCAUUUGUAAAUAUUUGCCUCAUUAAAAAAAAGUCCCUGUGUGUAAAAGGUAUUGUGGAGAAUGAGUCAACCUUUUCCCUGAUAUGGUAGGUUUAUUUACCUGGCUCAUCAUUUAUAAUGAAAUCAUAGAAUAGUAGAUUUGGAAGGGGCCUAAUAAGGCUAUUCAAUCCAUCCCCUUACUCAAUGCAGGAAUCCAUGUUAAAGCAUACCCGACAGGUGGCUGUCCAGCUGCCUCUUGAAUGCCUCCAGUGUUGGAGAGCCCACGACCUCCCAAAGUAAUUGGUUCCAUUGUUAUACCGUUUUAACAGCUAGGAAUUUUUUGGGAAUGUUCAGCUGAAAUCUGGCUUCCUGUAACCCAAGCCCAUUAUUUUGUGUCCUGCAUUCUGGGAUGAUCGAGAAGAGAUCCUGGCCCUCCUCUGUGUGACAACCUUUCAAGUACUUGACGAGUGCGAACAUAUCUCCCUUCUCUUCUCCAGGCUAAAUAUGCCCAGUUCUUUCAGUCUCUCCUCAUAGUGCUUUGUUUCCAGUCACUUGAUCACCCUUGUUUCUUUCCUCUGAACCUGUUCCAAUUUGUCUGUAUGCUUGUUAAAGUGCGAUGACUAGAACUGGAUGCAGUGCUCAAGAUGAGGCCUAACUAGUGCUGAACAGAGGGGAACUAGUAUUUCAUGAGAUCUGGAAACUAUACUUCUGUUAAUGCAGCCUAAAAUGGAAUUUGCUUUUUUUGCAGCCACAUUCACUGUUGGCUUUUUAAGCUGCUCUAGAAUUUUCCUAGGGAUUGAUGUCAGGCUGACUGCUCUGUAGUUUCCAGGCUCCUCCUUUUUGCCCAUUUUGAAGAUAAGGGCCACAUUAGCCCAGUCAUCUAGCACUUCACCCAUUCUCUACGAUUUCACAAAGAUAAUAGACAGAGGUUCCAAGAGUUCUUCAGCCAGUUCCUUCAAAACUCUAGGAUGCAGUUUAUCAAGCCUUGGAGAUUUGAACUCAUUCAAAGUGACUAGGUAUUCCUUGGCCAUUUGUCUAUCAGUCUUAAUCUGCAAUCCUACCCCUUCAACUUCUGCUUCACAUUUCCCAGGAGGGUCAUAGACCCUCUUUUGGGAGAAGACUGAACCAAAGUAGGAAUUAAGCAUUUCUGCCUUUUCUUUGUCAUCUGUUAUCAUUUUGCCAUCCUCAUUGAAUAGCUGUAGCACCAUUUCUUUUUUCUGCCUUUUACUGUGGAUGUACCUGAAGCUUUUUUGUUGCUUUUGGCAUUGCUCGCUAACCUCAGUUAAUUCUCAGAUUUAGCCUUCCUGAUGCCAUCGCUGCAUCCAUGCUACUUGUCUAUAGUCUUCCUUUGUGGCCUAGCCUUCCUUCCACUUCUGUAUGUGUCCUUUUUGUUUUCAGGUCAUCUCUAAACUUUUUUGAAGCCACAUUGGCUUCUUUUGUUGUCUUCCCCCUUUUUUCCUUUUUGAAAUUGUUUGUAAUUGUGCCUUUAGAAUUUGCCUUUUCAGAAAUUCCCACCCAUCUUGGGAACUUUGGGACUGUCUUAUAUGUACUUCCAUCUAAUAAUGGAUAGGGCAUUUCUUAGCUUGAUCUUAUUACUCUUGUUUGAUCUUAUCUAUCUUUUCGUUAUCAAAUGUCAGUUGUGAACAAUAUCAUUCUGGAAGCUUUCACCCUUUUUAAUUAGUAUUUUUCUGCUCCCAACUCUGCUGCAGAUUGCAAAGAGGGAGCUCCCAGGCAUCCCCCCCCCGACCAUGCAGGCCCGCGACACCUGCCUGCAUGCCCCACCUACCUCUCCCAUUGUGGUGAAUGCUGGCCACGCUUGCACCCCCAUGCCUGCAAACAACCAAGAUGGCAGCCGAGGCUUCUCUAAGUGGCUGAUGCCCUUGCCGCCAUCUUGGUUAAUGGCAGGCAUGGUCAUGCAGCAGAGCCAGCAUUCACUGGAGUGGGAGAGGUAGGUGGCACAUGUGGGUGGGCGUCAUGGGCCCAGGGCAGGCUGGUGUCCAAGGGCCCAGUCAUGCCUGAUGCCAGCCCUGUCUGGAUUCAUGACCCCAGCUAGGGCUCUUAAAAUGUUUCUCUUAGUUAACUUUUUUUUAAUAAGUCCAUUUGGCCAGUACAGUGUGCCCAAUUUACCAAUGCAAUAUAAAUUCCAUUUUCUCAUACUGUGGGAUCUUUUAUAGAAAACCACUAGAAUAUAUUUUAUGAUUUUAAAAAAUGCAUUAAUGUGUUCUAUAAAAGGUACUAUAAGCUGUAUCAAUGCAAAUCCUUUACUGAGAGCACAGAU
Molecule: messenger RNA, 7331 nt
Organism: Rhineura floridana
Lineage: Eukaryota; Metazoa; Chordata; Lepidosauria; Squamata; Rhineuridae
Gene: TPCN2
Product: two pore segment channel 2
Exons: 25
Coding region: 137-2443 (768 amino acids)
Biological process (GO): monoatomic ion transport; DNA recombination; transmembrane transport
Cellular component (GO): lysosomal membrane
Molecular function (GO): DNA binding; monoatomic ion channel activity; voltage-gated channel activity
Source: RefSeq, a predicted model, not a curated record